CCAAAAGCUCAAUCUUCUUUCCAGUUGGAGCCCGGUUUAUUACACAACAUGCCCAAGCAGCUCAAAGAGAUCAAGGACUUCCUCCUUACUGCCAGACGCAAGGACGCUACUGGUGUCCGUCUCAAGAAGAACGGCAACAAGUACAAGUUCAAGGUCAGAUGCUCCAAGUACCUCUACACCUUGGUUGUCGCUGACCAGGAGAAGGCUAACAAGCUCAAGCAGUCCCUCCCCUCCGGUCUCAGCGUCAAGGAGAUCUAAACCGGCUCUUCUUCGGCUGCUUGUCUUGUAAUAAACAUCCGUACCAAACACUGGGAACGAUGGAAUUCGAUGCUUGUCGGUCGUCAUGCUGUGGAUCGAAUACACCCUCGCCACAAUGACCUCUCUGCCA
Molecule: messenger RNA, 388 nt
Organism: Polychytrium aggregatum
Lineage: Eukaryota; Fungi; Chytridiomycota; Chytridiomycetes; Polychytriales
Product: putative 60S ribosomal protein L38
Exons: 4
Coding region: 49-258 (69 amino acids)
Biological process (GO): translation; protein-RNA complex assembly
Cellular component (GO): cytosolic large ribosomal subunit; ribosome
Molecular function (GO): structural constituent of ribosome
Source: RefSeq, a predicted model, not a curated record